Alexandromys fortis (reed vole) is the source of this 6116-nucleotide messenger RNA. RefSeq names its product roundabout guidance receptor 2 (gene Robo2). Gene Ontology annotation, molecular function: protein binding. The transcript is spliced from 29 exons. Gene Ontology annotation, biological process: cell-cell adhesion. Lineage: Eukaryota; Metazoa; Chordata; Mammalia; Rodentia; Cricetidae. Bases 71 to 4669 code for a protein of 1532 amino acids. The record is from RefSeq and is a predicted model, not a curated record.
UUAUUUUUGUACUUCUGCUCUCUGGGAUUGGUUUCUUAAACAAUCGGGAUCCUUUUUUUCAUAUGUCAAAAUGAGUCCGCUGAUGUUUACACUACUAUUGCUCUUUGGAUUUCUCUGCAUUCAGAUUGAUGGAUCUCGUCUUCGUCAGGAAGACUUUCCCCCCAGGAUUGUAGAACACCCUUCUGAUGUAAUUGUCUCCAAGGGAGAGCCCACAACUCUGAACUGUAAAGCAGAGGGCCGGCCAACUCCCACCAUUGAAUGGUACAAGGACGGCGAGAGGGUGGAGACAGACAAGGAUGACCCCAGGUCUCACAGGAUGCUUCUGCCCAGCGGAUCCUUAUUCUUUUUGCGAAUUGUGCAUGGGCGCAGAAGUAAACCUGAUGAAGGGAGCUACGUUUGUGUUGCAAGGAACUAUCUUGGUGAAGCAGUGAGUCGGAAUGCAUCUCUGGAAGUGGCAUUAUUGCGAGAUGACUUCCGGCAAAACCCCACAGAUGUAGUAGUGGCAGCUGGAGAGCCUGCAAUCUUGGAGUGCCAGCCCCCACGAGGACACCCAGAACCUACCAUCUACUGGAAGAAAGAUAAAGUCCGAAUUGAUGACAAGGAAGAGAGGAUAAGUAUCCGAGGUGGAAAACUGAUGAUCUCAAAUACCAGGAAAAGUGAUGCAGGAAUGUAUACCUGUGUGGGCACCAAUAUGGUGGGAGAAAGAGACAGCGACCCUGCAGAGCUGACUGUCUUCGAACGACCCACAUUUCUCAGGAGGCCAAUUAACCAGGUGGUGCUAGAAGAAGAGGCAGUGGAAUUCCGUUGUCAGGUCCAGGGAGAUCCACAGCCAACUGUGAGGUGGAAGAAGGAUGAUGCAGAUUUGCCAAGGGGAAGGUACGAUAUCAAAGAUGACUAUACCCUGAGAAUUAAGAAGGCCAUGAGUACAGAUGAAGGUACCUAUAUGUGUAUCGCUGAGAAUCGGGUGGGAAAAGUGGAAGCCUCUGCUACCCUCACUGUCCGAGUUCGCCCUGUUGCUCCUCCACAGUUUGUGGUUAGGCCAAGAGAUCAGAUUGUUGCACAGGGCCGGACAGUGACAUUCCCCUGUGAAACGAAAGGAAACCCACAGCCAGCUGUUUUUUGGCAGAAAGAAGGCAGCCAGAACCUGCUUUUCCCAAACCAACCUCAGCAACCCACUAGCCGGAGUUCAGUGUCCCCCUCUGGAGACCUCACCAUCACCAACAUCCAGCGUUCAGAUGCGGGGUACUACAUCUGUCAAGCCUUAACAGUGGCAGGAAGCAUCUUAGCUAAAGCGCAGUUGGAGGUUACCGAUGUUUUGACAGAUAGACCUCCACCCAUAAUCCUGCAAGGACCAAUAAACCAAACACUUGCAGUAGAUGGGACAGCUUUACUGAAAUGUAAAGCCACUGGAGACCCUCUUCCUGUCAUUAGCUGGCUAAAGGAGGGCUUCACCUUUCUGGGUAGAGAUCCAAGAGCAACGAUCCAGGAACAAGGAACACUGCAAAUUAAGAAUUUACGGAUUUCUGAUACUGGCACUUAUACUUGUGUGGCUACAAGUUCAAGUGGAGAGACUUCCUGGAGUGCCGUGCUGGAUGUAACAGAAUCUGGAGCAACUAUCAGUAAAAAUUAUGAUAUAAAUGACCUGCCGGGGCCACCAUCCAAACCACAGGUCACUGAUGUUACUAAGAACAGUGUUACCUUAUCCUGGCAACCAGGUACACCUGGAGUUCUUCCAGCAAGUGCAUAUAUCAUUGAGGCUUUCAGCCAGUCGGUGAGCAAUAGCUGGCAAACGGUGGCCAACCAUGUUAAGACAACUCUCUAUACUGUGAGAGGACUGAGGCCCAAUACAAUCUACUUGUUCAUGGUCAGAGCAAUCAACCCUCAAGGUCUCAGUGACCCAAGUCCUAUGUCGGAUCCAGUACGCACACAAGAUAUCAGUCCCCCAGCACAAGGAGUGGACCACAGACAAGUACAGAAAGAAUUAGGAGACGUCAUUGUUCGUCUACAUACUCCAGUUGUCCUGACACCUACAACCAUUCAAGUCACGUGGACAGUGGAUCGGCAGCCCCAGUUCAUUCAGGGCUACAGAGUGAUGUACCGUCAGACUUCUGGCCUACAAGCUUCCACUGCAUGGCAGAAUCUCGAUGCCAAAGUCCCAACCGAGAGGAGUGCUGUCCUGGUGAAUCUGAAAAAGGGGGUGACCUAUGAAAUUAAAGUCAGGCCAUAUUUUAAUGAGUUCCAAGGAAUGGACAGUGAAUCAAAAACAAUCCGUACUACUGAGGAAGCUCCCAGUGCCCCUCCCCAGUCCGUCACUGUGCUUACAGUGGGAAGCCACAACAGCACAAGCAUCAGUGUAUCCUGGGAUCCUCCACCUCCAGACCACCAGAAUGGAAUUAUUCAGGAAUACAAGAUCUGGUGUCUUGGAAAUGAAACGCGAUUCCAUAUCAACAAAACUGUGGAUGCUGCUAUUCGUUCUGUAGUAAUAGGUGGCUUAUUCCCUGGAAUUCAAUACAGGGUAGAAGUGGCAGCUAGCACAAGUGCAGGGGUCGGAGUAAAAAGUGAACCACAGCCAAUAAUAAUUGGGGGACGCAACGAAGUUGUUAUUACAGAAAACAAUAACAGCAUAACUGAGCAAAUAACUGAUGUUGUGAAGCAACCGGCAUUUAUAGCUGGCAUCGGUGGUGCCUGCUGGGUAAUUCUGAUGGGUUUUAGCAUCUGGUUGUAUUGGAGAAGAAAGAAGAGAAAGGGGCUCAGCAAUUAUGCUGUAACAUUUCAAAGAGGAGAUGGAGGACUCAUGAGCAAUGGGAGCCGUCCAGGUCUUCUAAAUGCUGGGGACCCCAAUUACCCAUGGCUUGCUGACUCAUGGCCAGCCACGAGUUUGCCAGUAAACAAUAGCAAUAGUGGCCCAAACGAAAUUGGAAAUUUUGGGCGUGGAGAUGUACUGCCGCCAGUCCCAGGCCAAGGGGAUAAAACAGCAACGAUGCUUUCAGAUGGAGCCAUUUAUAGCAGCAUUGACUUCACUACCAAAACCACUUACAAUAGUUCCAGCCAAAUAACACAGGCCACCCCGUAUGCCACUACCCAGAUCCUGCAUUCCAACAGCAUCCACGAACUGGCCGUUGAUCUUCCUGAUCCACAGUGGAAAAGCUCAAUUCAGCAAAAAACAGACCUGAUGGGCUUUGGUUAUUCACUCCCUGAUCAGAACAAAGGUAACAAUGGUGGGAAAGGUGGAAAAAAGAAGAAAAACAAAAAUUCUUCUAAAGCGCAGAAAAACAAUGGAUCAACUUGGGCUAAUGUCCCUCUACCUCCUCCUCCAGUCCAGCCCCUUCCUGGUACAGAACUGGGGCACUAUGCUGCAGAACAACAAGAAAAUGGCUAUGACAGUGACAGCUGGUGCCCACCAUUACCAGUGCAAACAUACUUGCACCAGGGUAUGGAAGAUGAACUGGAAGAAGACGAUGAUAGGGUCCCAACACCUCCUGUGCGUGGUGUGGCCUCUUCUCCUGCUAUCUCCUUUGGACAGCAGUCCACUGCCACUCUUACUCCAUCCCCACGGGAAGAGAUGCAACCCAUGCUGCAAGCUCAUUUGGAUGAGUUAACAAGGGCCUAUCAGUUUGAUAUAGCAAAACAAACAUGGCACAUUCAAAGCAAUACUCCACCUCCACAGCCCCCAGUCCCACCAUUAGGUUACGUGUCUGGAGCCUUGAUUUCUGAUUUGGAAACAGAUGUUCCAGAUGAGGAUGCUGAUGAUGAAGAGGAACCAUUAGAAAUCCCCAGGCCCCUCAGAGCACUAGACCAGACACCUGGAUCCAGUAUGGACAAUCUAGAUAGCUCUGUGACAGGUUCAAUGGUAAAUGGAUGGGGCUCUGCAUCUGAUGAGGAUCGUAACUUUUCUAGUCAUAGAUCUAGUGUAGGUAGCUCCUCAGAUGGCUCCAUCUUUGCCAGCGGCAGCUUUGCACAAGCAUUGGUGGCAGCAGCAGAUAAAGCUGGUUUUAGACUGGAUGGAACCAGUCUUACAAGAACAGGAAAAGCCUUUACCUCCUCUCAAAGGCCACGGCCCACCAGCCCGUUUUCUACCGACAGUAAUACCAGCGCUGCCCUGAAUCAAAGCCAGCGGCCUCGGCCAACCAAAAAACACAAGGGAGGGAGGAUGGACACACAGCCAGCGUUACCUCAUCGGAGGGAAGGGAUGCCAGAUGAUCUUCCCCCACCACCAGAUCCCCCACCAAGUCAGGGUUUAAGACAGCAGAUAGGCCUGAGCCAGCAUUCUGGUAACGUGGAAAAUUCAACAGAGAGAAAAGGAAGCUCUCUAGAGAGACAACAAGCGGCCGACUUAGAAGACACAAAGAGCUCAUUGGAUUGUCCAGCUAAAACCGCCCUAGAGUGGCAGCGUCCCACCCAGGAUUGGAUAAACUCUACUGACCGCCAAGAAGAUACACGGAAAGCCCCACACAAACAAGGGGUUAGAUCAGAGGAGUCCUUGGUACCCUACAGCAAGCCCAGUUUUCCAUCUCCAGGUGGGCACAGCUCUUCGGGAACAGCCUCCUCAAAAGGGUCCACUGGCCCUCGGAAGGCCGAGGUAUUGAGGGGCGGCCACCAGCGGAAUGCCAGUGACCUUCUGGACAUUGGAUAUGGGGGCUCAAAUAGUCAAGGACAGUUUACAGAGUAACUGAGAGGGGACAUACAAAGAUGCUCUGAGGACCACCAGGUCUGAACUCAUGGAAGUGAUAACAUUUAACAGUGCAAUGAACAAUUUCUUUAUUUAUGUACUAUUAAAAAACUGUAAAUGCAAUGUAAAGACACACAGCCACACGUAUCCCACAGUUCUUUUCUUGUGUUCUCCUCUUGAUUACACCACCUACCUUAACUCUUUCUUGUCAGGAGUAUAUAAGAAAAAGAAAGAAAACAAAACUCACCCUCCAGGAAGAAAAGGAUUUCCUCUGUAUAUAAUUUCUUUUUUGCAUUGCUAUGCAAGCUCACUCUUUUCAACUCUGUUCAUAUUAUUGUCUGUUCUUAUUGGUCUGUUGUACUAUAUGUGAAUUAACGGGCUGUGGUGCCAUAUAUUAACUUUUAAUUAUGUAACUUUUUAUGUUUAAAUUUUGCACUGCAAUUUUAUUUGGUGAUAAGCACAAAUCUCUACUUCUCAUGACAUGAAGAAAAAGAUUGAAUGUGAAGGGAGUUUUCUGUACUGUAAGUUAGGUUGGGUAAUACUGGUGUAACCAAUCCUGUGAGAUGGUUUUCAUUUGGGGGUGUAGAAAUAGGAAGAUACAAAGGAAUGAUAGUGUUGGCAAAGUCUUCUUGAAACAUCAGAUAUUGAGUGAAUUUUAAGAAGGAGAAAGAUGGCUUUUACUAUUGGAAAAAAGCACGGGUCAAAAGAAAGAAGUUUAAGUCUAGAUGAAUAUGGGUUAAAGUAUGUUGGUAGCAAAGAUGUACUAACUUGCUUGAAAAUUAUAAUUAAAGUUUUAUUUAGAAUCAACUUUACUGUCAUUGUAAUUGACCCAAUUGAAAAUUACAAUGAGCAAAAUGAAAUGAAGGUGUUUCAAGAGAUCUGUAUUUAUACUACAGCUUUUAAAAAAUAACAUUUUUGAAAGACCAUAAUUAACCUUUCUAAUUCAUUAAGUCAGAGUAUAACAUGAAGUUCCCCAAGGAAACAAAGAAGCAACUCUAGAAAUUUUAGCCACUAGUUAAAGAAACAACUUGUUAUUAGGGCAUACUCAAGCCAAUUUUGGAUAUUGCUCAUCUUUCUAAUACAUGUACAGUACAUACUAGAGGAUGUGACCACAUCACUUAAGUUCAUUACUUUAAAAUCUAAUGCAUUAUACAUACAAUUUUGUUUUUAGUUUGAUUAAGCAGUGAAAUUGAUGCCACCAAAUGUAUAGGCAAGUUGUUAAGCGCUCAACUUAAGUAACUUAAGCAGUACUCGCAGUAUGUUCAGUUAACAAUUAGUAGAUUUAUUGGACUAAAUAUUUUAUGGUACAUUCUCAGAAAUUGGCUACCAACAAAAAUCUGUUUGACCCAUUUUGAAUGAGUAAAUUGGAAAGAACAGUUAAACGGGAGAAAAUGCAUGUUUAUACACUUUUUAAAUAAAACCAAAUCUUGUAAGUGGACAUUAAUAA